Anneissia japonica is the source of this 1847-nucleotide messenger RNA. RefSeq lists its product as uncharacterized. The record is from RefSeq and is a predicted model, not a curated record. The transcript is spliced from 5 exons. The coding region runs from base 838 to 1395 and encodes 185 amino acids. Lineage: Eukaryota; Metazoa; Echinodermata; Crinoidea; Comatulida; Comatulidae.
GAAUCAACCCAAACACGCGUUUUUCUCUGGACAGCACCUCGAUGCAUGGCUACUGCGUUUACACGCUCGAUUAAUACACUCGAUGAUUCUGUGGUUUUUCACGAGAACCUUAAAGCCGCAUAUAUCUAUGGACCUAACAAUCAUCGAAUCAAACGAACCUAUUUAUCUUUGCUCCCUACCAUACGUAUGACUAUGUGAAAGCCUUACUUCAACAGGAAAUGCCAGGAAAGAGGGUACUUUUUGCAAAUGAUUUUGCUUACGCAUUGCAAGGGAAGUUUGAAAAGAUUCCGGACGGUUAUAUUCACAUUUUUUAAUCCGGAAUCCAACAAAGGUAUUCAUGUCACUACGUAACCAGUAUAAGAUUUAGAGCCUUUUCUUUGGUGAUGAAAUGCAAAGGUAUCAACCGACACUUGAAUUAUAUUUCGUGGACUUGUGGAAGCUUUAUAUGCACAUCACAGAUGAUCUCAAGAAACCUACCCUCGUUAUUGAUGUUGAUGACUUCUUGCAAGAUCCUGAAGUAAUGAUGAAGAUUUAUUGUCAAUCAACUGGCAUACCAUUUCGAGCAUCGAUGUUGUCAUGGGAACCGUGUAGUAUAUGGAAUGUGGAUUGGCAAUGUAGCACCUUUUUAAAAUAUGUUACGUGGUGGCAGGGUUGGUAUAAGAACGCUUUCAAUAGCAAUGGAUUUGGAAAUUCCAAAAGAAAGACCAAUUACAGUAUUACUCAAGAAGUUACAAUGCUACCAGCAGACAUCAGAAAACUUGUGGAAAUCAGUGAACCGUAUUAUAAAUUACUGUAUGAUGAAAGAAUAAAAAUUUGAUUUCGGUAUCAAUUUCCAUUAUGGGUAUGAAAGGUACCGCCUAUCAGUAUGCAUUGGAUGCGUACACCAACAAAUUUAAAGAGAAAUAUGAAACUUACCAGAAACCCGAAGACGAAAUAUAUAUCCAUGAAGAAGCCUGGAAAGAUGCUUUAGCUGCAUAUAGAAGAGCGAGUGUUGGAGAAAUGCCUAUGGCGGAGUGUCCAACUGUUAACUUAAUGAGGGAAAAAAGAAAUGAAUACAGACAAUUGAACAACCAGAUAAAGGACAAUGCUGACAAGAACAACAAUGCAGCUCAUAACAAAGCACUAACAUUUUACAGAGAUGGAAUGCAAGAUGAAUAUGUAAAUAUUUUUGGCUUUGAUGCAAGACAUAGCAAAUCUGAAAAUACUGCACAUAGUGUGUACGAACAAGCUGCUAAUAAGGGAUUUCAAUCAUAUCAAAUAAACAAGACAAGUUUAAGAAGUGGAAUUGAUGCUGUACAUAGAGAAUUGGCAAAGCAGAGAACUGUUGGUAACUGGCUUAAAUCUUGGGUUGGAAAACAAAAAUAUGUUGUGAUCCCUCAUCAUCUCCUUAAAUAAGUUAUCAAAAAUACAUAACAAUACAUGUAUUUUAAUAUCACAACCAAAGUAGAUGUACGUAUUUCAUUUAUUGCUAUCGUCUUUACUUAGACCAUUAGUAGACAUGGUAAGUUGUUGGAAUAUUUUAGUGUAACAGAAUAGAAAAAUAAUAUUUUAAACAUUUUCCAUAUUAAUUAUCCGAUGUGUGUAGUAAUAAAACUUGUUAGUUUUCCAUGUUAUUACUUGCAUAAUGGUAGAGUACUUAUAAGGAUAUUAAUAUCAUUUAAUUAAUAUUUUAGAAAUGUUACUAUUGGAAGAUGGUAACUAAAAUGAUCAAUAUAUUGAGAAUCUUCUGGAAAUAUUGUGUUAAGAUUUAGAAGUUUAUCCCAGAUGAUAAUUUAAAAUUGUUUUGUAUCAAAGACAAGAAUACUUUUACUGUGAAAGUGGCUAUUAGAAAAAAAUCCAAAUGUAAG